GCCACGUCGCUGCGGGUUCUCUCCUGACACGAGGACAGAACCCCGCGCCGCCGACUCUUGCAACUAGAAUAUUGAUCGCUGCAAUGCCUCUGCUGCGUCCCCUGCUGAGUCUUCUGCUGCUCCUGGCAGCCGUUUUGCCCUGCCUCGCCAACAGCAGUUGUCCUUCGCCCUUUAAGUCUUACGGCGCUAAGGGGUGCCUGCAGGUCGUCCUCGGGAGCCGGCCCCUAACAUGGCACAGUGCCAGAAGCGAGUGCCAGGCCAAGGGAGGCGAUCUGGCAGUCCUGGACGAGGCGGAGAAAUUCAAGGCCCUGUCAGCUGGGAUUGACGAGGAGUAUCCCGACAUGACCAAAGGCGGCUUCACAUUCUGGGUGGGAGCCCAACGCGUCGACUCCUCCUGGCUCUGGACUAAUGGCAAGCCGGUGGAGCCAAACGCCGAGUUGUGGGUGGCCGGUCAGCCUUCUCCCGGUAGCAGCGCCAAUGCUGCUAUCAUGGUACCUGCCGGAGGCGCUGACGGCCGUCGCUAUCUCACCAACUUCAACCCGGAUACCUUUGCUCCUGCUUUCAUCUGCGAGAAGUUUUAGGUGUGGAGGGAGUUCUGUCGGGGGAGGGGGGGAGCUUUCAUCUGCGAGAAGUUUUAGCUUCGAAGGGAGUGUCUGUCGGAGGGGGAGGGGGGAAGGGGGUCUUUCAUCUACGAGAAGUUUUAGGUCUGGAGGGAGUUCUGUCGGGGAGGGGGAGGGUUAUAAGAAGUUCUGUAAGGAUGCUAUGAGAAGUUUUGUUGGAUGUUCCCUAAAAAGCUGGGAAGGAAUUAUUAAUAUUAUUGAAGGAAGUUUUAAGGAUAUUUCUGUAGAAAGCUGUUUAGGAAAUUUUGUAGGAAGGUCCUUCGGCAGUUUAAAAAGAAGUUUGAUCUUCAGUCUCAUUAGCAUAGCAUUGUUAUUUUCCCUGGACAGAGGAGGGAGAAGAGAAGGAGUGAGAAAAGGAGAAAGGGAGGGAGAGAGAAAAAUAAAAGGAUUUAAAAUACUGGCUUCAUACACUUGUUAAAUUGCACCUGUUAAUUAGCACACUGUUGCCCUUGUGAAUAAAUGUUAAAUAAACGUC
Messenger RNA from Penaeus monodon (black tiger shrimp), 1095 nucleotides. Its product is annotated as C-type lectin domain family 4 member D-like. The record is from RefSeq and is a predicted model, not a curated record. The coding region runs from base 84 to 581 and encodes 165 amino acids. The transcript is spliced from 5 exons. Gene Ontology annotation, cellular component: external side of plasma membrane. Gene Ontology annotation, biological process: biological process involved in interspecies interaction between organisms. Lineage: Eukaryota; Metazoa; Arthropoda; Malacostraca; Decapoda; Penaeidae. Gene Ontology annotation, molecular function: carbohydrate binding.